Messenger RNA from Neoarthrinium moseri, 1617 nucleotides. RefSeq lists its product as uncharacterized. Bases 1 to 1617 code for a protein of 538 amino acids. Gene Ontology annotation, biological process: arachidonate metabolic process. The record is from RefSeq and is a predicted model, not a curated record. Gene Ontology annotation, cellular component: membrane. The transcript has 5 exons. Lineage: Eukaryota; Fungi; Ascomycota; Sordariomycetes; Amphisphaeriales; Apiosporaceae.
AUGUCCACUUGUACACAUUUUGAAUGGCUUUGCCCUGUGCUUCGCGAAUCUCAGCUUUGGCUUGAAGUAAGCGACAGGUUUGACAAGUUGCUACGCAUUCUUCCAGAACCUUACAACAUACUUCCAAGCCCGAUUCUCUUUAUCGGAGGUGAAGAUAAAGGGGCUGCGCUGCAUGAGUUCGGAGUGCAAGGUUCUCGUUCUGGAGAUUUUGAAGGGUUUGGGAAUGUUUGGUUGCACGAUCCCCUGACCUUGGCUUCUCGAGACGGAACGUUGACAAUUUUUGCUUUGGACGCGGACAUCUGCUCCAAGAUUCGAUCAGUGGUGGCCUUCCCUGAUACAAGAUGUCAUGAGGUCAAAUUCUAUCAAUCUGCGCCGGGUUUCGAAUUCAAGAGUGCUUCUGAAGCAAUUAGCCAAAUGUACCAUAGAUUGCUCUUUCCGUUGGUAGAUGCAGUCUGCCUCUUUAUUGAUGACAUGGGAGGCCUAGACUGUGUUGGAGAGCGGCUUGCUACCUGGAUACAUGAUUGCGGUAAAUCACCCUCCCGAAGCGGGCCCUAUCUGUUUCUCAUUUUCGAUGCCGUCGACUCCACCACCGAGGCCAAAGUCAGGGGGUUUUUCAGAAGGAAGUACCAGAAGGGGGUACUCCCGACGUUCAGGGGCUAUCGUAUCUUCAGCGCCUCUCGUGUACCUCAGACAAGGCAAGCCGCACGACAGGGUAGCCCUUGGUCAAGACUACGUGGCGAAAUCAUCAACUGUCUCAAUUCGGUAAGACGUAGUCGACUAAGAGAAGGGAUGUUGUUCUCAGUGCCACACCUGCUUCAAUUCUUUUAUGAGCUCGCUCAAAGGCUACCUGUCGCCGAGAGACGAGUGAUCGACUUUGUGAAGAUAGCUCGGACGAGCCAUCCUGUCGCAACCGAUUUGGAACAACAUUUACUUGAAGCUCUUGUGCCAUUUAACACACCUGAAGCCCUGAAAUCAGUAGCAAUACCGAUGAUUGUCUCGAGUUUCAUUCUUGACAGCUACCCCCCGGGGAUGCAUCUUGCCGUGAAGCCCGAUACAGCCGGUGUCAGAGUUCUGAGUAUCGAUGGUGGGGGCACAAGAGGCAGAGCGCCUCUGGAAUUCCUCCAGGCGUUGCAGGAUCGACUAGGGCUUCCAUACCCAUUACAAAGAAACUUUGACUUGAUUUACGGUACAAGUUCCGGCGCUAUCAUUGCUGCAGUACUCUAUGCUCAUAACUGGCGGAUCGAGGACUGCACCAAGUAUUUUCAGUUGUUCGCACGUAAAGCGUUUCAGCCACGGUGGUGGUGGCUGCGGAUACCCAUUCUCUCUACAGUGUUUCAAGUCCUGACUUCCUUCCUCCUCGAUAGUCGAUAUUCGAGCGAAAGCCUCGAGAUCAUUUUACAAAGAAUUUUAGGAUCGCGGAGUAUUAUGGCUUUCCCUUGCGCUGCUGCCUUUGGGACCAAACUUGGUAUUCCUGUUACGACGAUUCGUGAUGCAACCGCUUGCGUCUUCACCAGUUAUAAUGGAAUAGCAUCCGACUACCACAUUCUUAAGCCUUCGGGCGGCAUGGGUCAGAUACCACUAUGGGAGAUUGUUCGAUGUAGCACGGCAGCACCUUAG